Molecule: messenger RNA, 1149 nt
Organism: Kwoniella shivajii
Lineage: Eukaryota; Fungi; Basidiomycota; Tremellomycetes; Tremellales; Cryptococcaceae
Exons: 7
Coding region: 1-1149 (382 amino acids)
Cellular component (GO): peroxisome
Molecular function (GO): L-alanine:glyoxylate transaminase activity; L-serine:pyruvate transaminase activity
Source: RefSeq, a predicted model, not a curated record
AUGUCUGGAUUCAAACAAGCUGAUCACAAAUUAUUGGUCAUCCCAGGACCAAUUGAAUUUUCCGAUUCAGUCCUUUUAGCAAAUGCUACACCAGGUACAGCUCAUACUUCACCAGCUUUCAUUCCCGUAUUCGGUGAAACCCUUAAAUUGCUCAGAAAAGUACUAUUGUCAUCUGAAGAAUCGGAAAGUCAACCUAUCCUCAUUGCGGGAAGUGGAACGAUGGGAUGGGAUGCAGUUGGUGUAAAUUUGGUAGAAAGAGGUGACGAGGCCGUCGUUCUUAAUACCGGUUAUUUCGGUGAUAGUUUUGCUGAUUGCCUCGAGGCAUACGGUGCCAAAGUCACUCAAGUCAAAGCUGAAGUUGGUGGUAUUCCAACUGACGACGCUAUCAUAUCAGCUUUGUCGUCCAAACCUAAACUCAUCACCAUCACCCAUGUAGAUACUUCUACAGGUGUUCUUUCACCAGCUAAACACAUAACUUCUUUAGUCAAGAAACAUUCUCCUGAAACUUUGGUCAUUCUAGAUGCAGUCUGUUCUGUCGCUUCAGAAGAAAUCAGAUUCGAUGAUUGGGGUUUGGAUAUGGUCAUUUCUGCAACUCAAAAAGGCUUAGGUGCACCUCCUGGUUUAUCCGUUGUUUUAGCUUCUAAAAGAGCUGUCGAGGUCUCUGAAAACAGAAAAACUCCUCAACAAGGUUAUUACAUCUCCUGGAAGAAAUGGAUUCCUAUAAUGAAGAAUUAUGAGGCUGGUAAACCAUCAUACUUUGCUACUCCACCCGUACAACUUAUUUACGCUCUGAACACAUCACUGAAGUUCAUCGCUUCCAAGGAUAUCUCCGAAUUAUACGAAGCUCAUAAAGCAGCAUCCAAAUAUAUCAAAGAUGAAUUAUCUUCAAUGGGACUUGAUUUCGUACCUAAAUCUAGAGAUAUAGCUGCCAAUGGUAUGACAGCUGUUAGAUUCCCUAAAGGAUCAACGGCUCCUGAUGUUUUACCUAAACUUGCCGAACGUGAUAUCGUCGUAGCUGCAGGAUUACACAAAGCUAUCAUCACUGAAUACUUCAGGAUCGGCCAUAUGGGUGUAACAGCUGUAGAUAGAUCAAGAGGUGACUUGGAAAAAGUAAUCAAAGGAAUUAAAGAAGUUUUAGGUAAAAAUUGA